This is a messenger RNA of Macaca mulatta (Rhesus monkey), 1181 nucleotides long. Its product is annotated as farnesyl pyrophosphate synthase-like. Gene Ontology annotation, cellular component: cytoplasm. Gene Ontology annotation, biological process: trans, trans-farnesyl diphosphate biosynthetic process. Lineage: Eukaryota; Metazoa; Chordata; Mammalia; Primates; Cercopithecidae. The record is from RefSeq and is a predicted model, not a curated record. Gene Ontology annotation, molecular function: (2E,6E)-farnesyl diphosphate synthase activity; dimethylallyltranstransferase activity.
AGUUUGUGCCUUUUAUAUUUGAAGAAAUCCUGACUGAGCAGGAACCCACAUUCAGGAACAGAGCCCUUUACUCCUCCCACAGAAUGAAUGGAGACCAGAAAUCAGAUGUUUAUGCCCAAGGAAAGCAGGAUUUCAUUCAGCACUUCUCCCAGAUCAUUAGGGUGCUGACUGAGGAUGAGAUGGGGUACUCAGAGACAGGAGAUGCUAUUGCCCAGCUCAAGGAGGUCCUGGAAUACAAUGCCAUUGGAGGCAAGUAUCACCAGGGUUUGACGGUGCUAGUAGCAUCCCGGGAACUGGUGGAGCCGAGGAAACAGGAUGCUGAUAGUCUCCAGCGGGCCCUGACCAUGGGCUGGUUUGUGGAACUGCUGUAAGCUUUCUUCCUGGUGGCAGAUGACAUCAUGGAUUCAUCCCUCUCCCCCCAGGGACAGAUUUGGUGGUAUCAGAAGCCUAGCAUGGGUUUGGAUGCCAUCAAUGAUGCUAUGCUUCUAGAAGCAUGUAUCUACCACCUGCUGAAGCUCUAUUGCCUGGAGCAGCCCUAUUACCUGGACCUAAUCCAGCUCUUCCUGCAGAGUUCCUAUCAGACUGAUAUUGGGCAGACCCUGGACCUCAUCACAGCCCCUCAGGGCAAUGUGGGUCUUGGCAGAUUCACUGAAAAGAGGUACAAAUCUAUUGUCAAGUACAAGGCAGCUUUCUACUCCUACCUUCCUGUAGCUGCAGCCAUGUACAUUGCAGGAAUUGAUGGCGAGAAGAACCAUGCCAAUGCCAAGAAGAUUCUGCUGGACAUGGGAGAGUUCUUUCAGAUUCAGGAUGAUUACCUUGACCUCUUCGGGGACCCCAGUGUGACCAGCAAAGUUGGCGCUGACAUCCAGGACAACAAAUGCAGCUGGCUGGUGGUUCAGCGUCUGCAACAGGCCACUCCAGAACAGUACCAGAUCCUGAAGAAGAAUUACGGGCAGAAGGAGGCCAAGAAGGUGGCCCAGGUGAAGGCACUAUAUGAGGAGCUGGAUCUGCCGGCCGUGUUCUUGCAAUAUGAGGAAGACAGUUACAGCCACAUUAUGGGUCUCAUUGAACAGUACGCAGCACCCCUGACCCCAGCCAUCUUUCUGGGGCUGCUGCGCAAAAUCUAUAAGCAGAAAAAGUAACCUAGAGACUGCAAGGGAGGGGAGAGGAGGCUCUCAAUA